This is a messenger RNA of Pseudozyma flocculosa PF-1, 576 nucleotides long. RefSeq lists its product as uncharacterized. The record is from RefSeq and is a predicted model, not a curated record. The transcript is spliced from 4 exons. Gene Ontology annotation, molecular function: GTP binding; GTPase activity. The coding region runs from base 1 to 576 and encodes 191 amino acids. Lineage: Eukaryota; Fungi; Basidiomycota; Ustilaginomycetes; Ustilaginales; Ustilaginaceae. Gene Ontology annotation, biological process: protein transport. Gene Ontology annotation, cellular component: lysosomal membrane.
AUGUCAUCGGGGAUCGGCUCGCUCUUCUCCUCGCUCUUCCUCUACCUGCGCUCGCUGCUGUUCUCAAAGCACCUCGAGAUAUGCGUCGUCGGCCUCCAGGCGGCGGGCAAGACGUCGCUCGUCAAUCUCCUCAGCUCGGGCCAGUUUGCCGACGAAAUGGUGCCCACCGUCGGCUUCAACAUGCGCAAGGUCCGCAGCGGCAACACGACCAUCAAGGUGUGGGACAUUGGCGGACAACCUCGCUUCCGAAGCAUGUGGGAACGCUACUGCCGGGGUGUCUCUGCGAUCCUCUUCGUGGUCGACUCUUCGGUCCCAUUACCGAGCGGCAAGGACUCGACCGAGCAGCAGCAGCAGCAGCAGCAGCAGCCGCACCUCGCCGGCGUGCCGUUGCUGGUGCUCGCGACCAAGAACGACAUCAAGGGCGCCGCCGGAGUCGACGACGUGAUCCGAGUCAUGCGCCUCGACACGAUUGCCAACCGCGAGGUGUCGUGCUACAGCAUCAGCAGCAAGAACCAGGUCAACAUCGACGUCACGCUCCGAUGGCUCGUCGCACGCAGCCCGGCGGGAAGCAGAUGA